Messenger RNA from Owenia fusiformis, 327 nucleotides. The record is from the annotation of a GenBank genome assembly. Lineage: Eukaryota; Metazoa; Annelida; Polychaeta; Sabellida; Oweniidae.
AUCACCCUUAUGGUCUUACAAUAGAAGGGCUUAAGUUUUGUCUUGAGCAAAACUUUAAAUUGGAUCAACAUGACCUACAUGUACUUGUACAUCAUCAACAUGAUCUACAUGUACCUGUACAUCAACAUGACCUAAAUGUACUUGUACAUCAUCAACAUGAUCUACAUGUACCUGUACAUCAACAUGACCUACAUGUACUUGUAUAUCAAACUGACCUACAUGUACUUGUAUAUCAAACUAACCUACAUGUACUUGCACAUCAACAUGACCCACAUGAACUUGUAUAUCAACAUGACCUACAUGUACUUGUAUAUGAAACUGACCUAC